Molecule: messenger RNA, 2086 nt
Organism: Dermacentor albipictus
Lineage: Eukaryota; Metazoa; Arthropoda; Arachnida; Ixodida; Ixodidae
Product: pancreatic triacylglycerol lipase-like
Biological process (GO): lipid catabolic process
Molecular function (GO): carboxylic ester hydrolase activity; lipase activity
Source: RefSeq, a predicted model, not a curated record
UAGUGGGUAAGCGCCACAAGCGAGGAGCAAGCAAGCAAGCAAGCAAGCAAUCAAGCAAGCAAGCAAGCAAACGGUUGCCUUUGCCUUGAAAGAAGAAGUCUGCGCCCGUUCAGGAUAUAAGCGCCAGGGUCUUCGCCGUGAAUUUGCUGGCCUCACACAUGAAGGAAUCGUGAUCGAUGCGACAUCACCGUGACCGAGCACUGCACGGCGCUGAAAAACCAACGUUGGAAGAGCGUCGGCGUCCGAAGCAUGGUUCGAGUGUGCUCGGUGCCGAGCGAGGACUCCUGGGCCCUGCUCGGAGAAUUGGGCAAUAAUGUUUCGGAAGUGCUGGUUUUUGACAUCUAAAGUACAGAGAUGCGUGACGUUUGCCGUGACGCUACUCACGCUGUUGGACCAAGCCCGCAGUCUAAUCUUCGGAGACAGACCGAUGUCGGCCUGCUACGGGGAACUCGGCUGCCUCAACUUGACGGGCUUUUACGACCCCAAAGUGCGCUUCGUCAACGCCAUGCCAUGGCCGCGAUCGAAGAUUGGCACCCACUUUCAGCUGUACACACGCCGCAAGCCCGACGUGCCGGACAUCUUCGCAUGGAACGUCACCGCUCAGCAACUGCGCGACUCGGCCUUUGACCCGCGCAUCGAGACCAAGCUGCUCGCCCACGGUUUCCUGCAAGUCGAGAGGGUUCCCGAUUAUCCGAUGAAGGCCGUCAGAGAUGCUCUUCUACAACUGGGGGACUUCAACGUGAUCCUGGUAGACUGGGCGCGCGGCAGCAGGUGCGAAUACGUCCAGGCGACGGCCAACACCCGCGUGGUCGGGCUCGAGGUCGCUCGCCUUAUCAGCCUGCUCCAGGAAGCGUUCGGAGUCAGCCCCUACAAGUUUCACAUGUUCGGUCACAGCUUGGGCUCUCAUAUAGCUGGCUACGCCGGACAGAAACUCCGAAGGCUCGGAAGAAUUACAGGUCUUGAUCCUGCCGGGCCAUUCUUCGAGGGCAUGUCUCCUUUAGUGCGACUGGACCCGGUUGACGCCGUUUUUGUUGACGCCAUUCACACCGACGGAGCACGUUUUAUGAUUCCUCUGCCUGUAGUUGGUUACGGCAUGAUCGAUCCAGUGGCGCACAUCGACUUCUAUCCCAAUGGCGGCGUCACACAGCCCGGGUGCGAAAAGAUCGUCAAGAACUUUUCACUCAAGAAGGGAGCCGUCCAAGGCUUUCGGGACUCGGUGACAUGCCGCCAUGAGCGAGCCACCCAGAUCGUGGCCGAGGCGCUGGUGACUGAGGCGAGUCGCGACUUGGGACAGUGCGCGUUCGUCGCCUACGCCUGCGCCAGCUACGAGCUGUUCCUGUCAGGAAAAUGCGCCGACUGCGGCCCUGACGGGACCGGGUGCGCCAUGAUGGGCCUGUCGUCCUUCAGGUCACGGCCUCGGCAGGGGACGGUCAAGAUGUACAUCCAGACGAACCAGGAGGCCCCUUUCUGCCUGUACCACUAUUACAUAGUUGUGCACGUAGGUCCACUGCCUUCUCCGGUAUCUGGGAAAUUGCGCCUUCAACUGAUGGGUCAAGAAGGACAAGCAACCUUGACGUUGAGUAAAACGCAUGAAUACUUCUCUUCUGGCUCCCGGCUUACGUACCUGUCCACAACUCGGACAAGAGUCGGUGACAUUCUGGAAGGUGCGGUAAACCUGCUUUCUACCGGCAACGGUUACAAGGGCGAGCUCGCGAUUCAGAGAGUGGACGUGUCUCUGAUGAAUAACAUCGCCGUGGCCAGGUACAAGAAAAGAGCCGUAAUACCUCUUUUUCCGACAGUGAACAACGGCUCCCAGAUCACGCUGUCGAGAUGCAACACCUAUUGAGCCGGCAAGCGUGCAACGCGCAUGCCACAUUGCUGUAAACUAAUUUACACCCUUAAAUGGGAAAUGGGAAGAACGGUGCGAAUCGGCCUACAACUCGUGCCCUUACACCCAAGAAAGGGUGCAAAUGCGUGAGGUGCAGACCGAUUUACACCACUAUUGAAUUAUAGGUUGUAAAUCACAUUACAGUGCACGGGUCACGAAACGGAAGUUUUGUAAUAAAAGAAAAAUAUUGCGGGUUAA